Messenger RNA from Chiloscyllium plagiosum (whitespotted bambooshark), 2595 nucleotides. RefSeq names its product transmembrane protein 200A (gene tmem200a). The record is from RefSeq and is a predicted model, not a curated record. NCBI's taxonomy places the organism in Eukaryota, Metazoa, Chordata, Chondrichthyes, Orectolobiformes, Hemiscylliidae.
GAGCUCUCGACAGAGGCUCCUCGCUUCAAUGUGCGUCACAUUCCGUGCGAGGAAAGCAUCACGUGGGGGGCUAAAAGUCCCAGUUUUCUUUGCAGUCUGACACCUCCAAACUCAGCAUUUCGUCUGAGCAAGAUGUUAUCCAGCCAAGCACGGGAGAAGAGACUCUGGGCGUAAAACUCAGCCUAAGCAAAUACAGCCAAGCCCAGAUCCUGCCGCUCCUUUGUCUCACCGCCUGGAAAGCGCUGUGAGCUUGCUUCAUUUUGGGAAUGGCUGCAAGCUCAACUCCACAAUGACCAAUUAUAAAACCGAACGAAGGAAGUCAGAAGUGUUCAGCGACCAACUAAAGGAUGUCUAGUCGUUCCGAGAAAGAGCAGGACCCCACGGCUGAGGGAGAAAGUUAAAACGGUUGCUCUAAGGAGCUUGAUCCACUGAACAGAUUCCAUUGAACGUCGGAUUGCGCUCCGCUGAACGGAUCCCCUCCUUCAGUUUGAAGCUAUCGACACAGGCUGGAUUAUAUCCCUCUCCCCAGGAGCCCGCUCUUUCAGCCAGAAUCUGUACUGUGAGUCAACCUGUUUGAUCACCAGUCCUGGGAAGAAGACAACACAAUGAUAGCCACAGGGGGUGUAAUAACAGGACUGGCAGCCCUGAAAAGGCAAGAUUCAGCAAGAUCACAGCAUUUUCAUCUUCCUCCUCCAUCCUCUGCUCCAGAGAAAAAGAAACCCAAACGUAAGCCCAAAGCCAACAUUGUUGUAGUGAGGGGCAAAAUCAGACUCUAUUCACCUUCAGGAUUUUUCCUUUUCCUUGGAAUUUUAAUUUUGAUGUUUGGAAUUGCAAUGGCAAUUCUCGGUUAUUGGCCACAGGAAGUAGAUAAGAGAUAUCCUGUAGCUUCGAAAUCUGGAAUUUCAAACAAUAGGUCCCAUGUAAUAACAGAUCAUACUGGAGUAUUCAUGGAGUUUUUUGAGCAGCAUUUACACUCUGAUAAAAUGAAAAUGAUUGGCCCUUUCACCAUGGGGAUAGGAAUAUUUAUAUUUAUUUGUGCUAAUGCCAUACUACAUGAAAAUAGAGACAAAGAAACAAAAGUGAUUCAUAUGCAAGAUAUUUAUUCUACAGUCAUUGAUAUCCAUAGCCAAAGAAUUAAAGAGCAAAGACACAUGAAUGGGGCAUGGAUUGGCCAAUCUGGGGAUUCUGAUACCAAAUGUUCUGACAAUCAAUGUACUGCAAAGCUGGCUGCUAAUGUAUUGUUGUCAUUUUCUGGGUCAUCUAAUGAUGGAAUCACUCCACAGAAAUGGAACACUUAUGAGGAAGACGAUGGAUUACCUAAGAAUACUAACACUCUCAUACACCCAAAAACCGCAACAUCAUCAGGGUUCAGCAAUAGGCAACAGACAGAAUCUCAAAGAGAAAAGUGUACCUACUCUAAAAAGUGUGAGACUAAAUCCAUUGUUUCAUCUUCUCUCAGUGCUUUCACACUUCCUGUUAUUAAACUUAAUAACUGUGUGAUUGAUGAGCCUGAACUUGAUAAUAUCACAGAGGAUUCUGACCUCAGUAAAGGUAGGGUUAGACAUAUAUCUAUGACAUCCUUAACAGUGCCAUCAACUGAUAUCAACGAUUUCUAUAAGCCACCGAAUCCGCGAUUGUUAAGAAGUAACAGCACGAUAACAGAUGGAAAACCACCCACUGGUACAUCCGUGGGAAGAUUUCUAUCACCCAGUUUCCCCAAGAAAGAAUUUGGGUCAAACACUUCACUUCACAUGUUAUCCUGUCAUUCAAAGUCAUUGGACUUGGAGAGAGGUCCCUCAACACUCACGGUGCAGGCAGAACAAAGAAAGCACCCAAGCUGGCCUAGACUUGAUCGCAGUAACAGCAAGGGUUACGUGAAACUGGAAAACAAAGAAGAUCCAAUGGACACACUACCCGUUCCACAGGCUGGUGUAAAAGGCAGUUAUACAAAUAAAGAGAAAUUACUUAUGAUCUCAAGAUCCCAUAAUAAUCUAAGUUUUGAAAAUGAUGAAUUUUUAGAUAACAGGUUAAGGCGUGGAGCUUCAGAAACAAGGUUUUGAAGGAGCAUUGGUUUGUAUCAUGUGUUUAUAUUUUAAGGCACUUUUAAGAAAUGUAUUUAUGUGAGAAGUGCAUGUCUAUUUUGAAGAGAUGUUAUUUUCAGUACAAACUAAAGACUGAAUAUUUGUAGAUUGUGAUCAGAACUGGCAUCUUUGCAUCAUUGGGAUUUUUUUCAUGCUGGUUUGGAGUGUUGCAGACAUAUUUCAUGCUAUGUUUGUCAGUUCUGCAUUAACCAGCGGCUCAGGUAUUGGCCAAAUUCAAAUCUUAGUUCAGACAGACUGGCAUUUAGAUUUAUUGCUCAUCCUUGAUGAAUGGACAGGAUUUACAAGGCUAAAGUGCGAUUGGCAUUAAAUCAACACAAAGCAAGUAUUAUUUUAAUGUUUAUUAAAUUGUGAUGGGAGUGUUCAUACUUCGAGUACAAAGCUUGAGUCUGAGUAUUGGACAAUAUUUUGGCAGGUAUUUUCCUAUUAACUCCAUAUUAGUGUCCUUAAUAUACAUUUUGCUAUUUUUGGAACAAAAUAAAAUGUGCAUAUCAUA